GGAAUUUUCAGGUCGCUUUCCGGCCGUUCACGUCGCCUGGCUACUCAUUUCGUGACGGCGUUCGCGAGGAAUCGCCGUGGACAACGCUCGCCGCAUCGACCAGCCCCGCGGGUUUGCGAAUUUUUGAAAUCCUGUUGCCGUCCAGACUCAGAGUCCCAGGAAAAGCAGUCGCAGACACUCUCAUCUAACGCCUGUUUCUUCACGCAGCUGAGCUGAGCACCUACGCGCAUGCUAAGGAUAUCCUUAGAUCUGCUUCUGUCAUUUCUUACUUACGCAGGACAUCCUCAGUUCAAAUACGCUUGCUCCUUCAUUACGCUGCUGGAGGCACAUCCACCCAGCUGGAAAGCCGUCCUUCGUCUGUAUUCUCUUUGUGACUGCCUAACGCAUCCGCCGCUUCACGUCUGUUGCUUUUCCUCAUUCCGAUGCCACCUCGUCCGCAGGUUUUCCUGCGUGUCGUCGGUCCAUCGGUCGCGCCCCCCCCCCCCUUGUAUCCUGCCUGCGUUGCCUAGAACGCGAAGGCGAGCACAAAUGAACAAUGGAAGAUGCAAACGUCUUGCGCGCGCCCUGUGGGGACGGAUGCUGGCGCCUCCGGUGUCGAGAGCUGCAACAUGCAGACCUUUACCACGGAGCAGAAGUUUGGUGGAAAGUUCCUCGCGGGCAGAGAGGGCGGAGGCGAACGGAAGACACCAGCGAGAGCAUGACUUCUGGAAAGCUUGCUGGGGAUUCUCGGCUCGGAUUAUCGACGGAGAACGGCGCACUGACGAGGGGAGAUACAGCGGGCGAUGGGGAUGCCCCAGAUGCAUCGGCGAAGACGAAAAGCGAGGACAGGAGUGGACCAGAGCUGAGGAGAGACGGGGACGAUGACGAAGAUGAACAGGUGAUCUUCAUGCCGCGUGUCUUCCAAGCUGUCUGUGGAGCUUUUGUGCGUCACGGCGGCGGUGGAGGCAACCCUGCGAGUCAAGAGACCACGAGAGAAGGAGGGAGGGACCGGGAGGGAGGGAAUAGAGACCAGACAGAAAAGAGGGAUUGCACGCAGCUGCUUCCGUCUCCUUAUUCUGUUUUUCAACCUGAGCGUGUCGAAGCGAAGGCGGAGGCAGGCAGAAAAACCGGCGUCCUUGGAACUGUGGGAGAUGGAAACGGGGAAAGCGAGACACGCAGAACGGGGGGAGAACAGCGCGCUCACCAAGACGGGGACAAGCAAGAGGGGUUGCAGAGAAUCUCAUCUGAGGGCGACCUACAUCCACUGGCGUUUGAGGUUCCAUGUAGUAGCUCUCGCAGGAGUGACGAGGGUGACAGCGAGAAACUACGCGAUGGUCAAUCACGUCGUCCAAGUUCGUCGCGAGCUCUCGCACCUUCCGAGCCUUCGUCGGGACCUUCUGCUGUCUCCACGUCUGUCGUCUCUCCUUCCUCUGCCCCGUCUUUGUCUGAUGUUUGUUCGAAUCCCUGUUGUGCUUCUUUCCUAACUCCGUUGUCUAAUUUGUCUCCAUCUUCUGCUUCUGGCUACCUCUCUUGUUCUUCCCCCUGCGGAACCUCGUCACCGCCUCAGUCUGCUUCUUCGCCGUGCUGCCCGGAUGCGGGUCGUGAUGUUUCUUGUCUGUCUGCGAACAAGCAGAAAGAAUCAAACGAAGAAUCUGCGUUGCCUUCGCCGCGCAUACCGUCCUCGUCUUCCGAUUCCGCACUGCAGCAGGGUUCCUCGUGUGUACCAUCGUGCUUUGCUGCUCAAGCAGCUCCGACUUCAUCUGAAAAGAUGCAGAAGAAGGACGCUUCUGGAACGACGCGAGCGAGCAUCUGGCCGUCUCCUCCAGGGCCCUCAACUCGGAUGUACAUACUCCCCAUGGCUCGUGGCGAGUGGGUCCGCGUAGACUCGACCAUUUGGUUCAGAGUUCUCAGAGGCACUGCCGAAGUCCGGGGUCACUUGUUUCCGCCGAGCCGGGACUACCAGCUUGUCUCGUGCCCCGUCUGGAGCCCAACAGUUCGGAUUCUCGCCGUGGGGGCACCUGGAACGGCAUCCGCCCGGCUUCGCAGGGCCUGUGCGAAGACGCCUGGCGGCCCAACGAACGAAUGCCAAGACGCUGAAGUGACGGCGGGCGCCUCGCGGAACGCUCUGGAGGCAGAAGUCUCCAGACUGCGAGCAACGCCGAGGGCCGUGACGACGCAAGCAGCUUCCGACGCUGUCUCGGCCACUCACGCCGGAGCUGAGGAAGGUCAAAGCGUCUUCGGGAAUGCGCGAGAUCGUUGUGCGUGCUCUCAACUCGAAAAGCAGUUCGUGGAGUUCACUGGCGGAGAUGCAGAGGCGGUGUCAAGCCUCUUCACGGCCUCAGUAGACAGCCUACCUCGCCGGUUCCUUAGCGGACCUCGGGGAGGAGGUGCCACCGCAAGUGCCAAGACGGUCGGGCCGGCGCUGCGGCGGCUUCUGCAAGUCGACGAGAAACUGCGAGUGGAGGUGGUUCCUUCGGUGGAAGUUGGCGAAGCUUUGAAAAGAAUCUCCAAAAAAAGAUACCCGGUCGUCCUUUGCUUUGCGCAAAUGGACACACCCUGUGGAUCUGUCCCCAUUCACUCCGCCGUCGAGCCGCCUGCGCCCGUGUGUCUCUACCGGCCCCUGGAGAUUCUUCCGCCUUCGUGGCGCUACGUGGCCUUCGAGCUGUUGCGGAUUUUUGCAAGUGAGGAGUCGCCGUCCCUCCUCCCAAUUUUCUCUGCCUCUCGGCCAGGAAUAAAAUGGAUUUGUUCCCCCUGUCUCAGCGAGAGAUCGUCUGCAUGCAUCCCAGAAGAGACGUAUCGGCAAUGCGCAAAUGGACAGAGACGCCUCCCUGUCGCGGUUUUGUGGGGCAGCAAGGGAGCAGGCAAAUCAACCUUUUCGUACUUUCUUCUCAAUUUUCUUCUCAAUUUCUUUCCUCGGGUCGCCUACCUGGAAGCUGAUGUCGGACAACCGACUUUCACGCUCCCCGGAUGCGUCUCGCUUCUAGAGGUGUCUGAGCCGCUCCUGACGCCGCCGCACAUGUUGGUGGACUCCCUGGAUGUCAGCACUCUGCAAGGCGCGUCUCCAGUGGGAGAGGGUCGAAGAAACAAGCUGAUGGCAAAUCUUUUUUUCGGGGAUAUCUCGCCCAAAUCUGCGCCGCACUUGUAUUUGCGAUGCAUCAGUCGAUGCAUCUCGACCUACUGCGAACACAUCCAGGGCGAUCGUCGCUCUGCUCUUCACUCUGGAUCGGCGCCAGUCUCCACGGCUUCUUCCGGUGCCUUUUCGUAUCCCUCAUCUGUCUCCGUCGCAGCCUCUCUUGUGUCCUCCGCUUCUGCCCAGCCGGCCAGAUCUGCCGUCAGUUCUUUCUCUUCUUCUUGUCUCUGUCCUUCUUCUCCUGUAGUCUCCGAAUCUUUCGUCUCGCCGUCUCCUCCUGCAGUCUCUUCUUCUUCUUCCGUCUCUUCUUCUUCUUCCGUCUCUUCUUCGCCCUCCGUCUCUUCUUUUGCUGCGAAAUCUGGUUUGGGGUCCGUUGCCUCGGCGGCGACGUCAAACAGGCAGAACAGGGCGAAACAUACGGCGGGGAAAUUCGCGUGGGUGCCUCCGACUGUGCCGCUGGUCGUCAACACGCCAGGGUGGGUCGAGGGACUUGGUGAGAGCCUGCUUUCGUCAAUCCAGGCGAUGAGCAAAGCGAGCGCAUGCAUCCAAUUUUUCGACAGUCCUAACAAAGAGGAAGACCUCGGGGAGCGUGUCUCGUGCGGAACAGACGACGUGCAAUGCGCGGAAGGGAGAGCGCGACGCGAGACGGCAGACAGAUUGGUGGAAGCACGCAAGAGCGAAGCGAGCAACGAGAGAGGAGCUAAAUCAGAGGAAAACUCGAGAGAGGAAGCAACUGCGCGAGAGGCGUGCAUGGCUGACUCUACCGUAACACCGGACGGAUGCGACGGGAGAAGCCGAGGAGCAGCUGUAAACAUAAAACAGCAGAGGGGCGGCGACAGACUUGAAGUCGGGGAGGGAGCAGAGGAUUGCCUCCCACACGACGAAGAAAGAGAGGGGGAGCAGUGGAGGAAACGGGCAAGAGACAGCGAGAGAACACGAGGCGAGCGAAAAGGAGACGAGACCAACAGAUACAAGAGAAAAAGGGACGACGAUGUGGAAUUCUCGGCAAACGGAGAACCAGAAGGUGAAGGAAGUGUCAGAAGGGGAAGUGGGCAUCCGGCUUUCAAGCAAGGAGCUGCUUCGCUAUCGGGGAAUCGCAUCGCGUCUCAGGCACGAGAGGACAGAGAAGAGCCCGGAGGAAGCGCACAAGCCAGUCAAGAGAAUUCGACCUGCCCGUCAAAGGGAGAGAGACAAGCGGAUGUGCUGGAUGCCGCGCCGAAUCCGAACAACGGUCUCUCUCGUUCUCCCUCGCCAAGAUUCUCUUCUUCACGUUCGGCCACGCAUGUAUUCUCUUCUCGCCGAACGUCUCUUACUUCUUCCCCGUCUUCUUCAGCUUCUUCCGCAGCUUCUUCCUCUUCUGCUUCCUCGACGCUAGGGCGUCGAUUGCCUCCUGCUAGAGAUCCGUUGGAUGCAAGUUCCCUGGCCUCCUUUCCAGCUCGUCUUCAGCGUCUCUGUUCUCGUUCGUUCCCCGCGUCCUUUUCGCACCGCAUUCUCCUUCACCCGUGUCGAGCCCUGUCGCCGGCCUCGUCUUCCGCUGAUCGACCUGGUCUGGCGCCUCGCGUUGUCGCUUGCCCUUACAUGCACGCAGCGGCAGCCGAGGAGCGGGAGCGCGGAAGGGAACGACCCAGCCAGCAGGGCGACCGAGGUUCCGCGCUCGAUAGCGAAGCGACGCGCAGCAGAGGGCCAGGGAAGACGAGUGCCUCUUCCAGCGUCCGCGUUUGCGAGUGCUGCGGGAAAGGCGCAGAACGAAAGGACUGUCGAUCGGGAGACAGCAGCGUGUCAGACGCGCGGCCGGAGCGCAUGCAGCAGAGCCGUGUGAAAGCCUCGACGAAAAACGGCGGAGACACCUGCGACUCGCGACGGGGGCGGAAAGCGAGCGCAAACCCGCAGGUCCUUUCAACACAGGGAAGACGCGUUCGCGUCAGCGUUCCAGAGAUCCUGGAGUGUAUUCAAAGUGUGGAACAUCCAAACGCAUCGCCUCUAGCGGCCCACCCGCUCUUCGCUGCGGACGCCUCCAAUGCAUGCGGUUGUGGAGUUCACAUUUUCUCCGUCCCGUCCUUCAAGCAGCACCUUUCGUAUUUGCACCAGUCUUCUCUUUCCUCGUCUUCGACGCAGCUUCCCUUGCCCUCGUCUCCGCGCCCUUCUCCGUUCUCUCGGGAGCGUGGACGGGGGUCUCCGUUCGUCUCUGGACUUCUUCCCUUGUCUUUCAACACUAGCUUCAACUUAGAAACAGGAAGGCGGUAUCGACGCGUGUACGACGAGGUCGUGUCUGCUUCCUCGGAGGAUGACGAAGCCGGCGCUGCGCCGCACGCAUCUCCAGUCGGUACAGGAAACGGGACAAGGCCGACAAGGGGCGAACGCAGGAACGAGGAGAGAAGAGGGAGGAAGCAUGUGAGGACUCCGAGAGCCGAGGAAGAGGAAACAGAGGUGGAUUGCAGAGAUGAGGAUGAAGAUAUAGACACAGAAAGUGGACCGAAGACUGACGGCGAGGACGAAACAGUGAGGAGGGGACGCAACGAGGAAGAGAAGAAAAGAAAAGACUUGGAAGCGAAGACCAAGGCGACGAUGCGUGCGGGUGAGAGACAGGAGGCCGCGAAGGAGGGCCAGGGCGAAAGCUACGCUCUCCCUGGAGAGCACGAGACUGCGGGAAUGGAUGCAUCAAAGAGCGAGGCGCUGCGAAUGAAGUGGAAAGAAGCAAGCGAAGAACGUCCAGUGGUAGGUUUAAAGGAAAGCGACUCUGGCCCAGAACAACGGACGGAUGGAGCUCGAGAGGAGCUGCUGAGAGCGACAGGUGAAGGAAAAGAGAAACUCGAAAACCCCAGCAUUCCCGAUGCUCUUGAGUGGCGAAGACAGGCUGUUCCGGAAACGCGUGAACGUUGCUCUUCCUCGAGAUCGCAGCAAGUGGAGUUCCGUGUUCCUCGCGUCCCUCUUGAACCAGUAUCUGUCUGUCCCCGUGGGCGUUGCUUUUCGUCUGCUCCUCUGUCCGCAUCCAGCUCGUCUUGUUCGCGUUUCACAUCUCCGGGUCCUUCUCCUCCAGCGUCGCCUCUCGCCGUUUCCUGUUCUUGCCGUUCACCUGCGCAUCUUUUUCCGCGCUGCGUCGAUCCCUUCGAGCGUCCCCCCGCACCCUCCCCAGCCGAACUCCGUUGGCUUCGGCUGCUCAGCCACUUCCUCCCUUCUUCGCGUUCUCUUCUUUUUCGCAGCGGCUUGCCGCGCUUCUCGUGGGAGAGCCUUUGCUCGUUUUUCCUGACUUUUCAGGACACCAACACAGAGCUUGGGUGUCUUUCUUUAGAGAGAACGAGGUCCGAAGGUCACGGUGCCCUCUGCCCGACAGCCGAGGAAGAACAGGAAGAGGUGAGUGUGAGGAGAGGUGUCGGCGACGAAGUGGCAGAGAGCGAAGAAGCGAAAAACGUCGAACCCAACCUAGAAGGCGACAGCCGCAAAAAUGGAGAACGAGAAGCCGCGGGAUGUCUGUCGAAAGCGCAGAUCUUGUGCGCUUCGAGCCUGUUGCCUCUGGAAAGUUCCUUUGACGCGUCUCUCUCUCGCGCGUCUGCUUCACCGCCGGCAAGAUUUCCUCCCGGUCUUUCAGCUGGACGCUGCGCAGAAACACGGAAACGAAAAGCAGAUGGUCUUGCGGUUCCUAGGCCCACGGCAAGAAAGUGGGUUUGGAUUUCUCUGGAAAAGAUUCAAAUCGCCUUGAGAGAAUGCGACGCGCUCCUCGUCGGCUGCGGCGAUGCAACCGGAGGAGUUCGGGAACACCUCUGCUCAGCAUCUGCAACAGAGAAGAUUCUGAGCUGCCUCCCAGCAAUGACUGUCGCCCUCGCGAUCAGUGGCGAGCGCGAGAAACACAACUUGAAGCGCUCCAUCCCCCCCGUCGCGGCCUUGUGCACAGAGAUGAUGCCAAAGUCAAGGUCGGAAGGGCCUUCUUCAUUUCGAAAAGGACGAAAGCCAUGCAGACUGAAGGUCGUGGAGGCGACAGAAAACUUCACGUGCGUCUGCUACGCAGUCGUCAUGCGUGUCAACAGGCGUUCCGAUAAGCUUCUGUGUCUCAUUGGCGGUUCUGCCUCGCUUCUGGGCGACAUUGUCAAGCGCGUCGAUACUUUGAUGCUAGGGGAAGGAAUCCACUUUAAUCCGUGCCCUCCGGAGGCAUCGCAUACAAGCAAGAACAGUGACUCCUUGAAGAAGCGACAAAUACAUUGUGGCAAGACGGGGCACAUUCCUACGCCCUUCUACGCUUUCCCGUUCCGAACUGUGGAUUUGCGAUCGCUGUCCUUUAGUCAGUUCCCUAGUUUAGAGAACUGGGGUAGAACGGCUGGCAUGAGCGAAGCAAAUGAGCCAGACGAGUUGAGCAUUUCCCGCCCAAAAAUUGACAUUCCUGCUUUCGACUUGAUCUGCCAAAGUAGCCGCGGCUUAUUCAGGGGAACUGAGCUGCUCGAUCUAGGCAACUCUGGCAAGAUGUCGGCUGCAUUUUUCAGCAGAAAUGGCACUCCUUUUCGAUCUUAUGGACAGUCAAGCCGUGCGCAUGGUGAUAUGAAUGAUAGACGUGGAAUGAAACAUUCAGACAGGCACACGGGCGGAGAUAUGUCGACCUUAGUACGGGACGCGCGAACGGGUGAUACGCCCCUUAGCGCUGCAUUUGAUACUGCAGGGUUCGAAUGUCGAAACCAGGUGACCACACGAGUGAUCAGCAGCAAAGCUGCUGUCAGGCGUCCAGGCCGUUCGGCAGGUGUGCGGCAGGGUUUGGCUAGAUGAUCUGCCGGUAAAAACAACAGGGGUGGACAGGUGCAGCGUUCGCGAAAGCGGACCAUGCACCGUAACGAGGUUACGAAUGGUGAAUGUGUCGUUGUCAAUUAAUCUACGUAUUACGUGUCAUGAGUUGUCUGGACGCGCGCGAAAAUCGAUUUUAG
Molecule: messenger RNA, 8013 nt
Organism: Toxoplasma gondii ME49
Lineage: Eukaryota; Apicomplexa; Conoidasida; Eucoccidiorida; Sarcocystidae
Exons: 13
Coding region: 536-7858 (2440 amino acids)
Biological process (GO): cleavage in ITS2 between 5.8S rRNA and LSU-rRNA of tricistronic rRNA transcript (SSU-rRNA, 5.8S rRNA, LSU-rRNA)
Cellular component (GO): nucleus
Molecular function (GO): polynucleotide 5'-hydroxyl-kinase activity
Source: RefSeq, a predicted model, not a curated record